AAUUUCCAGAACCCAAAACAAGAGCUUUGUGCGUGAGAAGAAAAACAUCCAAAAUCUCUAUAAAUCGUUCUGUUUCCCAUUGAAGUUUAGUGAAAAGAGUCAGUAGAAGUCCUGCAGAAUGGGUUGCGAUGGUGGAACAAUUCCAAGGAGGGAUGAACUGGUCAGGACAAAGAAGAAGCCAGAGCAGAAAGACAAGGAAUCUGAGAUGCAGUUCAGAUGGAGGCACUGCGCCCUGACGCAACAGCCCCUGCAGGAGCCCGUGGUGAUGUGUGGACUGGGAAGAUUGUACUCCAAGCAGAGCGUGAUUGAGAAUUUGCUGGAGAAGGACAAGAUGCCAGAGGCUGCCAACCACAUCAAGAGCUUGAAGGACAUCAAGCAGCUCACACUGACGCCCAAUCCCACCUACACAGAUGCUGACAAACAGGAGGGAUUGCUGGACGUGCGUUCUGCGCCGUACAUUUGCAAGCUCAUCGGUCUUGAGAUGAGCGGAAAGUUCAGAUUUAUCGCUUUGUGGGCAUGCGGAUGCGUGUUUUCUGAGCGCGCUCUGAAGGAGAUCAAGAGCAGCGUGUGUUCACUCUGCCAGACGCCCUUCACUGAGGCGGAUGUGGUGAUUUUGAACGGAUCUGACGAGGAUAUCGAGCACAUGAGGGUGAAAAUGGAGGCCCGAGUGGCGAGAAGGAAGGCGGAGAAGAAGGAGAAGAGUGACAAGAAGGCCAAGAAGAUCCCUGAGGCCACAGAGGCUGGACCAUCAACGUCGAAAGUGGAGGAGGCGAAACCCGGCAGCAGCAAAAUCGUGAAGGAGCUGAAGAGGAGCAACGACGAGAAGCUCACAGAUCCGGCCUUCCUGAAGGCCAAGAAGUCCUACAGCGUGGCGACAGAUCCGAAGGCGAGCGACGUCUACAAAUCUAUCUUCACGUCACAUCAGAGCGAGAAGGAGCAAGAGAGAGCGCACUGGGUCACGUACAAUCCCUUCUACAACUGAUAAGUCUACGGUUUCCUUUAGCUUUCUAGUGAGAUUUAUUGUACACGUGAAAAAUCAAUCACUACAAAAUGUCAUCCGGAGCCUCAGGACGCAAUAAAGGAGUCGUAUUUUGGUUCACGGCAAAUCACAAGACAAAAGAAUGCCCCUUAAGUAAAUCCUUAAAGCUAACAUCCUGUCGGCUGAGAGAGUCUCAAAAAUACUGUGGCUUCUAUGGCAAAAGACACUUAAAACCGAAUGUAAAAGUUGUGAAAUUAAAACACAAUCCUUUUAAAACUUACAAACUAAUCGGUGGAGAAAAUUUCCUCACCUUUUCUCAGUGAAAAAAAAAUAUGGCAAAAAACUAUUUGUCUUUCAAGCAUUUUCGAAUCAACACCUUCAACACUUUGAUCAACACUUUUCUUCUUAAUCACUAUUAUUGUGAAAAAUACUGCGUGGAAGCUUCUUAAAAUGUCUCUCACACUCUAGAUCAACUCCUAAAAUAUAUAUAUAUAUAUAAUUCUUUCUCUUCUAAAUAUAUAUAUAUAUAAAAUCCUCUGCAAAUUUGCUUCUCUGUCGUGGAAACUGGCACAAAAUCUCUCAAGUACAAUUUGUCGGUUUUUUUUUCAUACAUCAACUUUUCUAAACUAGGGCGUUUCAGCGUUUCCUGCAAUAUUUCUCCUUAAACUAGUUUUCGAUUUUUCAAGGAAUUGCUCUCAUUCUUCUAGCAAACCUUGUUACAUUGAGCAUGAGUUGGUAUUCUAGGUGAAUAAAUAUGCGCCAUCCUUCAAUAUCUUCAAAUUUUGGAAUUUUUUCUAUGCAAAAAAUAAAACCAAUAAUACAAAUCCUUCGGCACUUUUGUCGGCAUUGAAGGAUCAAGAGAUUUUCUCCAACUUUUUGUCCCAAAGAUUCGAAUUUGAAAGUAAUGUGCGAUCUUUGGAAUAUGGUUUCAACCAAAAUCUGCGUGCAAUUCAUGCAGUAUAGAACUAAUAGAAUUCCCAAUCAUGCUGGACGCACGAGAGCAAUCCCUUAAAUGACUUUAAAGU
Molecule: messenger RNA, 2004 nt
Organism: Phlebotomus argentipes
Lineage: Eukaryota; Metazoa; Arthropoda; Insecta; Diptera; Psychodidae
Product: replication termination factor 2
Exons: 2
Coding region: 119-982 (287 amino acids)
Biological process (GO): mitotic DNA replication termination; site-specific DNA replication termination at RTS1 barrier
Cellular component (GO): nucleus
Source: RefSeq, a predicted model, not a curated record